AUGUUCGUUAUGGAGCCCAGGCUGCACGGCCACUUCACCAAGUACAACAGCAACUUUGGCGACACCUAUCAGGACGAUAAGCACUUCCGUACGCCCUCGGAGGUGCAGCACCGCACACGCAUGUUUCACCUUGCGGAGGCCUUUUCUCACUUCACCCUCGUGGAGAGCGGAGGGUCCAUGUUGUUGUGUGACCUUCGGGGCGUCAACGACCUCUUCACAGACCCGCAAAUACAUACGGAGGACGGCAAGGGACUGGGUCUGGGAAACAUGGGGCCCGCAGGCAUCGAAAAGUACGUUUUGCGGCACGAAUGCAAUGAGGUCUGCCGGGCCUUCGGACUGAGGCCGCUGGGUGGGAUUCGCCCACAGCCCGACACCGAGUCCCGGGCGAGCAACUUCUACGUGCGGCUGCGGGCACAGCUGCAGCAGGGCCUGGUGCCCCUCUCCAAGCCCAUUGGAGAAAUGACUGAGGAAGAGCUCGUCGCCCAUGCCAUCAGGGUGUCGCGGGUGUCCUACUAA
This is a messenger RNA of Trypanosoma rangeli, 516 nucleotides long. Its product is annotated as myosin heavy chain kinase A. Gene Ontology annotation, biological process: protein phosphorylation. Bases 1 to 516 code for a protein of 171 amino acids. NCBI's taxonomy places the organism in Eukaryota, Euglenozoa, Kinetoplastea, Trypanosomatida, Trypanosomatidae. The transcript has a single exon. The record is from RefSeq and is a predicted model, not a curated record. Gene Ontology annotation, molecular function: ATP binding; protein serine/threonine kinase activity.